Lycium barbarum (goji berry) is the source of this 579-nucleotide messenger RNA. RefSeq lists its product as uncharacterized. The coding region runs from base 1 to 579 and encodes 192 amino acids. The transcript is spliced from 2 exons. NCBI's taxonomy places the organism in Eukaryota, Viridiplantae, Streptophyta, Magnoliopsida, Solanales, Solanaceae. The record is from RefSeq and is a predicted model, not a curated record.
AUGGUUUCUUCCUCAACAAGAAUGUUCAGUGCAAAAGAAACUCCAGAUUUGGGAUUGCUUAAAUGUGUUGACUCUGUCGAAACUACAAAAUUAAUUGAGGAAGUACAUGUUAGAACCUGCAGACCUCACAUGAACGGAACUUCAACCGGGGCCACUCCAUACUUGUUGGUGUAUGGUACUGAAGCAGUAAUACCAGCCAAAGUAGAAAUCCCUUCACUUCAAAUAAUACAAAAAGCUGAGUUGGACGAUGUGGAAUGGAUCCGCAAAAGAUAUGAACAACUGGCUUUGAUAGAUGAAAAACGGAUGAUUGCUGUUUUCCAUGGCCAGUUGUACCAAAAAAGAAUGGCGCGAGCUUUCAACAAACAUGUGAGAACUAGGGUGUUUCAAAUCGGCCAAUUGGUGCUCAAAAGAAUAUUCCCUAAUCAAGAAGAAUACAAAGGAAAUUUCGCACCAAAUUGGCAAGGCCCUUACAUGGUACGAAAGGUACUAUCAGGAGGAGCUGUGGUACUUGCUGAAAUGGAUGGUCAAAAGUGCCCAAAAGCAUUAAAUUCAGAUGCCAUCAAACGAUACUACGUGUGA